AUGUCUGCCGCAGAUUCCAAACCCCGCAGUCGAGUUUUCUUCGAUAUUUCCAUUGGAGCAGUUCCUCAAGGACGAAUCACUUUUGAAUUGUACGAUGACAUUACUCCCAAGACCGCAGAAAACUUUCGAGCCCUUUGCACUGGUGAGAAGGGUGUUGGCAAAGCAGGCAAACCUCUUUCUUACAAAGGUUCUGGUUUCCAUCGUGUGAUCAAGCAAUUCAUGAUUCAAGGUGGUGAUUUCACAGCUGGCAAUGGAACUGGUGGAGAGAGUAUCUAUGGCGUCAAAUUCGAUGACGAGAACUUCAUUGAGAAGCACGAUAGACCAUUCUUGCUUUCAAUGGCAAAUGCUGGUCCAGGAACCAACGGAAGUCAAUUCUUCAUUACAACUGUACCAACUCCCCAUCUUGAUGGCAAGCACGUUGUCUUUGGUCAAGUCCUCAGCGGUAAAUCAAUCGUCCGCAAGGUCGAGAAUAUGCCUACCCAAGCUGGUGACAAACCAAACAAGGAAGUUACCAUCACAGACUGUGGAGAGCUUACCGGCGACGAAGCCGAAUCUGCCGAUGCGAAAAUACCCGAUUCCACUGGCGACAUUUAUGAAGAUUUUCCAGAAGAUAUGACUACCCCUCCAACCGCCUCCGAAAUCGUCAAAAUCGCAACCGACCUCAAGACAUACGGAAACACCGCCUUCAAGGCCAACCAACUACCUCUCGCCCUUGAUAAAUACGAAAAAGGUCUUCGCUACCUCAACGAAGACCCAGACUUGACCGAUUCUCCCCCCGAAACCUCCUCCUCUCUCUCCGCCAUCCGCUUCACCCUCAACAGCAACUCUGCUCUCCUUCACAAUAAACUCAAGAACUUCGCCGACGCCGAACGUACCGCUAGCGCUGCUCUAGCUGUUUCUGGUACCACGAAUACGGAUAAGGCUAAAGCUCUGUACCGCCGCGCUGUUGCGUACAUAGGACUCAAGAAUGAAGAUGAGGCAUUAAAGGAUUUGGAAGAGGCCAAUAAGUUGGUUCCCGGAGAUGCGGCUGUGGUUAAGGAACUAUCGGCUUUGAAGAAGAGUAUGGCUGAGAGGGCCAAGAAGGAAAAGGCUGCUUAUAGCAAGUUUUUUGCUUAG
This is a messenger RNA of Sclerotinia sclerotiorum 1980 UF-70, 1116 nucleotides long. Its product is annotated as peptidyl-prolyl cis-trans isomerase. Gene Ontology annotation, molecular function: protein binding; peptidyl-prolyl cis-trans isomerase activity. The coding region runs from base 1 to 1116 and encodes 371 amino acids. The record is from RefSeq and is a predicted model, not a curated record. Gene Ontology annotation, cellular component: intracellular membrane-bounded organelle. The transcript is spliced from 3 exons. Lineage: Eukaryota; Fungi; Ascomycota; Leotiomycetes; Helotiales; Sclerotiniaceae. Gene Ontology annotation, biological process: protein folding; protein peptidyl-prolyl isomerization.